Cyphellophora attinorum is the source of this 1899-nucleotide messenger RNA. Its product is annotated as putative MFS-type transporter. Gene Ontology annotation, biological process: transmembrane transport. The coding region runs from base 1 to 1899 and encodes 632 amino acids. NCBI's taxonomy places the organism in Eukaryota, Fungi, Ascomycota, Eurotiomycetes, Chaetothyriales, Cyphellophoraceae. The transcript has 3 exons. The record is from RefSeq and is a predicted model, not a curated record. Gene Ontology annotation, molecular function: transmembrane transporter activity.
AUGGACUUUCCCGGCAUUGAGAAGUGCUAUUCGCACGUCUCAGUACCCAGGCGUCGUUCAUCCGACUCCUCAUCGUCCUCAAGCGACAUCACACCCACCUCCGCCCUCCACGAACAGUAUGCCUUUGCAUCAGACACCAAGGCACUCACGCCAGUGUCGUCACGGGUAUCUCGGCCGCCCGUAUCCCGACAAUUGACCCGAGUCACCACAGCGGGCACGACCAUGACCCUCGAUCCAGCAUACGAAAUCGAUUUCGAAGUCGACGAUCCCCGAGAUCCCCGAAAUUGGGCAUUAUGGUACAAAGCCCUCGUCAUGUUCUCGAUCUCGUACAGCACUCUAAUCGUCGUGCUCUACUCGACCUCCUACACCGCCGCCAUCGCCGCCAUGAGCGAGGAGUUCAACAUUACCGAUGACGCUAUCACGACGCUCGGUGUGACGACUUACCUGAUAGGUCUGGCUUGCGGCAGCCUUGUCCUCGCACCUAUCUCUGAGACGUACGGUAGGAAGCCAGUCUAUGCGAUCGCGAUGUUCGUCUUCGUUGUGCUGGUCAUUCCGUGCGCAUUGGCGAAGGACAUCACGACGAUUAUUGUCGUGCGGUUCUUUGGGGCGUGUGCGGGAGCGUCGAUGAUUGCGAAUGCACCGGGAACGGUUGGAGAUGUGAUCAGCGAUAAAUAUAGGGCGACGGCGUUCAGUAUUUGGAGUAUCGGGCCGAUGAAUGGGCCUGUGUUUGGCCCACUAAUCGGCGGCUUUACAACCCAAGAAAAAGGCUGGCGCUGGGCCAACUGGGUCGUCAUGAUCGGCGGAGGCGCUGCCUUCCUAAUGAUGGUCAUCAUUCCCGAGACGUACAAGCCCACUCUCCUGCAAAAGAUGGCAGCGAAGAAGCGGAAAGAGACAGGCGACGACAGCUAUUGGAGCAGGUACGACGUGCGCGUGGGCUUUGGAGAGCUGAUGAGGGUCAAUUUGAGCCGACCUUUCGUCAUGGCGGUGAAGGAGCCGAUUUGCAUUUUCUGGAACGUGUAUAUCGCGAUCAUUUAUGGAAUCCUCUACCUCUGCUUCGUAGCCUACCCAAUCGUCUUCGUCCAAGAACGCGGCUGGUCAAUCGGCAUGUCCGGCCUCUCCUUCCUCGGCAUCGGCAUCGGCACCAUGAUCACCAUCUGCUGCGCCAAACCCAUCCGUCUCAUGAUCGAGCGCCACAAACCAGACCCUGUUACCGGCGAGGUACCGCCCGAAAGCAUGAUGAGUGUCGUCUGCAUCGCGGCUGUGUUGAUCCCGGUCGGGGAGCUGUGGUUCGCGUGGACGUGCUAUCCGACUAGUAUUAGUCCGUAUGCUAGUAUAGCUGCGGGGAUACCGUUUGGGGCGGGGAAUGGGGCGGUGUUUAUCUAUGCGAGUAACUAUUUGGUGCAUUCGUAUGGGAUCUAUGCAGCGAGCGCGAUGGCGGGCAAUGCGGUGGUGAGGAGUUUCAUGGGUGGUACGCUGCCGCUGGCGGGGCCGGCGCUGUAUAGGGCGUUGGGGCCGAAUUGGGCCGGGACGUUGUUGGGUGGGCUGGAGAUACUGAUUCUGCCGAUUCCGUUUAUCUUUUAUAGGUAUGGAGGGAAGCUCAGAUUGAAGUCGACGCUGAUCAGGGAGAUGAGGGAGGAGGAGGAGCGGCAGGAGAGGAAGAAGAAGAAGGCGUUGGAGAGGAUUGAAAGGGAAGAGAGGAGGAGGGUGUUGAUAGAGGGGAAGGGUAGGGAAGACGUAGAGGAUACGGACGGGGAGUCGAGGCCGAGUAGUGAGGCUGGUGGCGGUGCUCUGGAGAAAGAGACUGGAAUUGUCAAUGAGCAAUCAAAAGAUGCGAAUGUGCCAUCUGUGACGGUGAGUGGAAGUGGCAGCUCGGAUUGGAAAGAGAAGGACAUGGUCUAG